CAAAAAUAAAUAUUAUUAUUGCAUUUAACAUUGUAUAAUCCUCUUAAUACUAUCUUAAUAGACAAGAGAAACCCAGAAUGCAACUGAGCGAUAUUUUCACGAAUGCUUGGACACAAUGUUGCGUGUGUAUAAAUGUAUGCGGAAUUCAUUUUCAUUACCAGUCUAUUUUCUAUUUGUGUUAAGACUUGACGUUAAUUUUAUUUGUGAUAAAUUGAUAACAGCUUCUAAUAAAAUGAAGCUGAUAUCACUCAUUACUUUACUAACGUUAGUACGCAGUCAAAAUAUUCAACGAGAACAAUAUUCAUUUUCAUCUAAGUAUCAAACACCCAGUUCAGAAUUAUUUUCUUCAGAUAGUUCAAUUUAUUUGUCUCCAGAAUCACACACACCAAUACCUUAUUAUGCCUUGAAUAAUAUUAAUAAAUUACCAUUUCAAUUUUUGCCGCCGACUGGAACGAAAGGACCAUCUAUAUUCUCUACCCCAUUUUCUAUGGUAUUGUCUUCCACCUCAAAAUCUAAUUACGAAGAUGAUGAUAAUGAAAGCGAUCAAGAUAACACAAGUAAUCGUCGAAUGUUAACAUUCAAACCUAACUUCAAUCACACAUCUGCAGUAAAGCAAAUAUUCGAUAGGAGUGAGGCUAAUACAAAUUCAAGAAAUACAAACUUCCGGACACCAUUUGAAAAAGUUGAUAUAAAACAAUCAAACUACAGAAGUGGUACUAAUAGUCCGAUUCAAAAUCCAGCUGCUCGUAGAAUGAUUAUAACUAGCGAGAUUCAAAGAACAGAAGCUGGAACCGAUCAAAUUAAAGCUCCUUCUUACCAAAAUUCUCAAUAUAUUCAGGCACCGGGAGGUUUGAUAUCAUCAACAACUGAGCCUUCCAUACCUAUACUUCGCUUAUCUAAUGAAAUGGACUUAGAUGGAAGUUUCAGCUACGAAGCUUUAGGGGCAGAUCAAACCCAUUAUGUUCAACACAGUCGCAUGGAGAAUAUGGGCACGGACAAAGAAGAACAAGUAGUUGAAGGCUCGUAUUCUUACGUCGGCGAUGACGGACGCACAUAUACAGUUCACUAUGUCGCCGAUUCUAAUGGAUACCGAGCAACUGGUGAUCACUUGCCUGUACCGCCACCGGUACCAGAAAUCAUACAAAGGGCUGUUCAGUAUAACUUGGCUGAAGAAGCAAAAAAACCCCCACAUCUGAAAUCAACGUGGGAAAAUGAAGAUAAUGAAUACGAACAUCGAGAAGAAUCUAAACAUAGAAUAUUUAGUAUUCCUCCACCACGUAACUUAUUUACGGGCAAAACUCCCGAAGCCUUUUCAUUUGGUUUUUCUCAAGGCAUGAACUCACAAAAUAAUUUUGUCACUGCACCUAGUUAUCAGGUUCCAACAAAGUCAAAUUUCGAAAUAAUCAUGGAUCAAUCUAAGCCGAAACUUAAUGUAACACCGAUUUCACCACAAAUUACUUUUUUGGCAUCGCAAGGAGCCCAUAAUCCCUCACUACAGCCUCAGCCUUCUCAAACGAAAACAAUGAAUAAUGAGAAAUCAUCGCUACCAUUACUGAUGAAUUAUGAAGCAGACAUUAAGGAACCUGAACAAGAUGCAAACAAAGGAUUGUGGAGAUGGCAAUAUGGCCUAAAUUCAAAUGCAAAUCAAGACUCAAAUAAAAAGUCUAUAUCUCGUUCGUCGAGUGAAGGAGACGACAUAGUUAUUAACUUUAGUGAUAUGACACCGGAUCAGUAUACGAGAAUGAUACAGUCCCAAGUAAUAGGGCGAAAUAAUGACGAAUCUAACAAAUUUGAAACAGCUACUGAAAAAGAAUCAUCUACACCUUUUUAUCAAAACAUUGAAACAUAUAGUACUGCCAACAACAAAUCACAAACGUAUAGCGCAACUGAUAAAUAUGAAAUAUUCACCUCUACUCAAAAUUAUGACUUAUAUUCAAAACAAAGUGAUAGCCCCAAAUAUACAGAUUCAUACUCUAAAAUAGUAAGCAGGAAUAAUUUUAUCCCACAAAAUCAAAUGGCAACACAAUCAUAUAACAUAGAAGUUACAAAACAUGAACCAACUCAAAUAAAUGCAGUUAACGACAAUGCAACUGAAAAUAUAAAUUCUGCUUAUAAGAUGGAUUUUAUAAAUAAUCAAUAUUUUUCGGCCGAUAAUAUUCAACAAGAAACGUCAUCUGUAAAUCCGUUCAUUCAUAACUUUAACAAUAUUAAUCAGCUCGAUUUAAAACAUGAGAAGGAUAGUUUUAAGCCGAUUGUAUAUAAAAAGGAUAAGGAGUAUUUUAAAUAUGAUACUACAAGUACAGAACCUCCAAUGGAAGAAAUUAUUAAGAAUAAUAUAUUUUUAAGAACUUUGUUUAAAUCUAAUAAUAACGAAGAAAAACCUAAACAGAAUAAUGAUAAUAAAAACAACCAAGCAAAUGUUACUACAGAACUAAAAACUGAAAAAACUCCUAAGUAUAUUUCAUUUCAAGAGAGACCCCAAAACGAAAUUAAAAUGAUGCAAUCAAAACCUUUUGAUAUGAGCGAUGUUCUCAAUUACGUCGCCAUGAAAAAUCAUUUUGAAUCGAUCAAAACAAAACCCAAAAGUAAACCUACAAAUAGUUUUAAUCAAAAUUCAAACCUGAAAGAGGCAUCCGUACAUUAUAUACCAAUUAAAGAAAAUAAUAUAGAGCGCGAGAAUAACAGACUAGAACAGGAAAGCGAUUAUCGAGUUUUGAAUCACCAACAGCAACAAGAGCUACACGGACUAAUUAAAAAUUACAAAGUGCUCCAACGUCAUAAAAACAUGGGACAAAAAAGUCAACCUAUGUCGGAACCUCAACGACACAUUAAAGCAUUUCACACACAAAGUUUACCGCCUUUAGGACGGGCUGGACCUUCAAUGAAGAGUUACUUACCACCAACUUAUUUAUAAAUGACAAAUCCACUGUGAUUCAUCAAAAUCAAUUGUAAAUAUUUUUCGAAAUGCAUUUAUUAAGAUAAGAAAUAAAAUAUAAAAUUAAG
Messenger RNA from Vanessa tameamea, 3003 nucleotides. RefSeq lists its product as uncharacterized. Gene Ontology annotation, molecular function: structural constituent of chitin-based larval cuticle. The record is from RefSeq and is a predicted model, not a curated record. Gene Ontology annotation, cellular component: chitin-based extracellular matrix. NCBI's taxonomy places the organism in Eukaryota, Metazoa, Arthropoda, Insecta, Lepidoptera, Nymphalidae. The coding region runs from base 116 to 2914 and encodes 932 amino acids. The transcript has 4 exons.